GUAAAUCAGUCGCAAUGAAAAGCUAUCUGCUGCUGGGCAUAUUAUUAUUAUAUUAUCUGUGCAUGUUUUUGCUGAUUGAGGGACGGAGUGCUGGGAUCAAAGAGGAAAGCAACAAUCCGCGCACAAAAAUGCAACUUCUCUGCCCAACUUUUUCAAACAAUUCUCUGCAGAACAUAACCCGUCUCUAUAGAUCAAGUUUGGGUGGACGCGUACAAACGGAUCACUUGGGAAGAUCACGGAUUUACCAUCGGAGUAGAGUUCCAACUAGGCGUCGAAAUAGGCCCAAAUAUAACCCUUCUCUGCAGCAACUUGCUUGAAUAAAGAUACUUUCAUGAUCCAAA
This is a messenger RNA of Drosophila sechellia, 341 nucleotides long. RefSeq lists its product as uncharacterized. Lineage: Eukaryota; Metazoa; Arthropoda; Insecta; Diptera; Drosophilidae. The coding region runs from base 15 to 317 and encodes 100 amino acids. The transcript has 3 exons. The record is from RefSeq and is a predicted model, not a curated record.